AUGGCGGUGGCAGCAGCAGGUCGUGUGCAGACGCUGUACCCGGCACUUCAGUCUGAGCGCGGGCAUUCUGGGAGAUGUAGUUUGCAGUCGGAGGGAACACGCUUCAGCGAGCCCCGCGCGAGGCGGCUUCUUCUGUGCAUGUGUGCCCUCCAAGUCCUCACGGUGGUGACCCCGCGCGGGGGUGAGUCCCGAGAGGUUAAGCCCCUCACCUGGCUGGCGUUGGUCGGGGCUGGAGAUCUCUGCCUUCACCCAAGGGUUACAGAAAAUGACCAAGUCCCAGAUCAUUUUAGUUGGAAUAGCAAUGUGUUGUUACAGAGACCAGUAACAUUCAAGGACGUGGCUGUGGAUUUCACCCAGGAGGAGUGGCGGUAUCUGGACCCUUCCCAGAGGGAUCUGUACCGGGACGUGAUGCUGGAGAACUAUAUCAACCUCAUCUCAGUGGGAUAUAAAACCAUCAAGCCUGCUGUGAUCCACAAAUUGGAACAAGGAGAAGAACCAUGGAUGGUGGAGAGAGAAAUCUCAAGUUGGAGAUACCCAGAAAAAGUCUGGCAAGUUGAUGACCACAUGGAGAGGCACCAAGAGAACCAAGGAACACUUUUCAGGCAUGUUGCAUUCAUUGACCAGAAAACUGUGACGGAGGAAAAGGCUUGCGGGAUCUUCAUUCCCCAACCAGAGAUUGAACCCAGGCCAUGGCAGUGAAAGUGCAGAGUCCUAACCACUGGACCACCAGGGAAUUCCCUAUUUUUUUCUUCUUUUAACAAAGUAUGAAUUGUAACAAAACAUAGGGCCUCCUAAAUAAGAAUUCUAAAGUAUAAAAUAAACGUUUUUCCUGUUGUUUGUUGGCAUAUAUAAAA
Balaenoptera acutorostrata (minke whale) is the source of this 854-nucleotide messenger RNA. Its product is annotated as zinc finger protein 182-like. The transcript has 7 exons. The record is from RefSeq and is a predicted model, not a curated record. Gene Ontology annotation, biological process: regulation of DNA-templated transcription. NCBI's taxonomy places the organism in Eukaryota, Metazoa, Chordata, Mammalia, Artiodactyla, Balaenopteridae. The coding region runs from base 1 to 699 and encodes 232 amino acids.